Messenger RNA from Talaromyces stipitatus ATCC 10500, 567 nucleotides. RefSeq lists its product as uncharacterized. The transcript has 3 exons. The coding region runs from base 1 to 567 and encodes 188 amino acids. The record is from RefSeq and is a predicted model, not a curated record. NCBI's taxonomy places the organism in Eukaryota, Fungi, Ascomycota, Eurotiomycetes, Eurotiales, Trichocomaceae.
AUGACCGCUUCGGUUAGGGUCAAAUCACAGAUCGCGACCCAAAGGAUGAAGGAGCUUCAUACCCAAUGCACGGUCAUGGUUGUACACGACUUGCACCAAUUAAUCAGCCAGCUCAUCGCCGAAAAAAUGGGCAUCUCAGACAACAACGUGACUUUAGUCCUAGUCGCAAGCUCAAUUGGAUGUGCGCUGGCCCGGCUUUAUGCACAAAAGGAUCCUGGCACCGCGGCUGGGUUACUAUUUCUUGAUAGCGUCCUUGCCAAUUCGGACUGUGUUUCGAUCUUUCCAGACCCAGAUACCGAAGGAUUUGAUCCUGCUGUCUUACCUGCGGGGAUCACUCACGAGAUGCUAUGCCAGUCAAGAGAAGCUACACACGACGCACCUUCCAUCCUGAGCGAUGGACCCAUCAUGCAGGGGCCGGAGAAUGAGCAUGGGCCCUAUGUAAGGAUUACGCAGUUGGAGAGGAGUAUGGGGCCGUUGCUUGCGCCAACUUCGGGACAUUUUUUGCAAAGGAUAAUCCUGCGUUUGUGGCCUCAAGAGUUGAAUGAAAUUCUGUCCCAAGUUCUGUAA